Plasmodium gonderi is the source of this 903-nucleotide messenger RNA. RefSeq names its product variable surface protein. The transcript is spliced from 3 exons. Lineage: Eukaryota; Apicomplexa; Aconoidasida; Haemosporida; Plasmodiidae. The record is from RefSeq and is a predicted model, not a curated record. The coding region runs from base 1 to 903 and encodes 300 amino acids.
AUGCCUUAUUCUAGUGCUCGGAUAGAUGAUUUUCAUUUUGGGGGGGUAUUUCCAAGUUGUAAGGAUGAUUAUGAUAAAAUUACCGAAAAUCUAAUGACUAUUAAGGAGUCUCUUAUUGAUAAUGUAUGUACCAUGAUUUCAUAUGAAGUAAGAGUUAGACAAUCAAAUAACAUAUCAUAUUUUAAAGAUGAAUGUAAAGUGCUUCUUCAGUAUUUAAAGGAUAUAGAGUUAAAAAAUAAUGAAUCUCAUAUAAAAUCAAGUUGUAAUUAUUUCAACUACAUGCUAAAAUAUGGAUUAACACAAUAUAAAUGUUCAUGGAAGAACACAUAUGAAAUUUACCAUAAGAUAGUACGUGCAUACAGAUUAAAUGAAAAUUUUUUACUCAAUAAAUGCAAUAAAUAUAUUAAAAAUAUUGAUGACGAUACAUUUUACAAAUUUUUUUUUCUCGAUUGGUUGUAUUAUUACAAUAAACAAUUUAAUAGUGGAACAUUUAAAUGUCCGUACAAUAUUGUUGAUUUUAAAGAAUAUUUAGUUUUAUUAAAAAAUUGUGGAAACGAAAAUAACAAGUCUUUUUGUGAUACUAUAAAUGAAUUAAAAAAGCAAAGUAGUAAUUUUUUGGUUCAUUUAAAUGAAUGUUGGGGAUAUUCUUCAAACUUACGUCAUAUUUCUUGGACAUUUUUCGGCACAGGAUUCGUAACUAUUGUCAUAUUGAUAAUUAUAUUCAUUUUGUAUAAGUUUACCCCAUAUAUGGCUUAUGUACAAUUUACGAUAAGAAAAAUAAUGAGAAUGAGGAAUACAAAAAACAUAGAACGACUCAAAUUACUGAAAUCAUUUGAACACACAUACAAUGAUGUAAUAGAUGAAAAAUACCAAAUAGCAUAUGACUCAAUAUUAUACAUCUAA